Stegastes partitus (bicolor damselfish) is the source of this 2208-nucleotide messenger RNA. RefSeq names its product small nuclear ribonucleoprotein 70 (U1) (gene snrnp70). The transcript is spliced from 10 exons. Gene Ontology annotation, cellular component: U1 snRNP; U2-type prespliceosome; precatalytic spliceosome. Bases 195 to 1661 code for a protein of 488 amino acids. The record is from RefSeq and is a predicted model, not a curated record. Gene Ontology annotation, biological process: mRNA splicing, via spliceosome. NCBI's taxonomy places the organism in Eukaryota, Metazoa, Chordata, Actinopteri, Pomacentridae. Gene Ontology annotation, molecular function: mRNA binding; U1 snRNA binding.
GAGAAGCCGAGCAGUGCGUCGGACACAUUUAACUUGUUGUCACCGCUCAGUGAGGUUGACCCGAACCACCGCGUUGUAAUUGCUGCUGGUCCAGUUGUGCAGCGGCCCGUUACAGAGACCUGCCUACGCCGCUUGGUUCUCCCUUCGUUCCAUGGUCUGAAAUUUGUAGAACACCGGAGGAGAGCAGGUGAAAGAUGACGCAGUUUCUACCCCCGAACCUGCUGGCCCUGUUUGCUCCGCGGGACCCAAUACCGUUCCUCCCUCAGCUCGAGAAGCUGCCCCAUGAAAAGCACCACAACCAACCGUACAGCGGCAUCGCACCGUUCAUCAGGCACUUCGAGGAUCCCAGAGAUGCUCCUCCACCAACCAGAGCAGAAACCCGUGAGGAGCGUCUGGAGAGAAAGAGGCGAGAGAAGAUUGAGAGGAGGCAAGCGGUGGUGGAGACAGAACUCAAGCUUUGGGACCCCCAUAAUGAUCCCAACGCACAAGGGGAUGCCUUCAAGACUUUGUUUGUUGCACGAGUGAACUAUGAUACUACAGAGUCGAAGCUUCGCCGUGAGUUUGAGGUCUACGGCCCCAUUAAACGGAUUUACAUAGUGUACAACAAGAGGACGGGAAAGCCUCGGGGCUAUGCAUUCAUUGAGUAUGAGCAUGAACGAGACAUGCACUCCGCCUACAAGCAUGCAGACGGGAAGAAGAUCGACGGCAGAAGAGUGCUGGUGGACGUGGAGCGAGGACGCACUGUCAAAGGAUGGCAUCCUCGCAGGCUGGGAGGAGGACUGGGAGGCACCAGGAGAGGCGGAGCUGAUGUGAAUAUCAAACACUCUGGUCGCGAUGAUGCGUCGCGUUACGACGAGCGUCCGCUGGGCGGCGACCGGGACCGUGGAGAGCGGAGGGAGCGCAGCCGGGAGCGCGACCGGGACAAGGACCGGGAGCGCCGGAGGUCCAGAUCCCGUGAACGCCGCCGCCGCACUCGGUCACGUGAGCGAGAGAGGGAGAGAGACAGACAGGUGGGAGCAGGAGAGGACGGUGGCGCCGGUGGUGGCGCCGGUGGCGGUGGCGGUGGCGGCGGUGGAGGGGGGGGUGGCGGCGGUGGCAGCAGCCGGCGGCGGGAAAGAGAGAGGGAGCGAGGAGGGGCGGCGGGAGGAGGAGACAGCAGGAGUAGGGAGAGGAGUCGAGACCGCAAGAGGAGGAGCAGGAGCCGAGAUCGCAAGAGGGACAGGGAGAGAGGAAAGGGGCUGGACGGGGAGGAGGUGGGAGACGGAGCUCCAGAGGCUGCAGACAGGAUCCUGGAGGAGCAUGAAGGAGAGGUAGGUGAGGGCCUAGAGGAGCGCAGGGACAGAGACCGGGACAGGGACAGGAGGAGGAGCCACAGGGACAGAGACCGGCGCCGAGGAGACCGGGACAGAGACAGGGAGCAUAAGAGGGAGCGUGGUGACAGAGACCGGGGCGACCGCAGGGAGGAGCGCCACGGGUCGGCACGAGACGACAUGGGGCCUCAGGACGAGCUGGGCCAGGAGGAGGACGGAGGGGCCCCACAGAACCUGGAGGAGUACAGUCAGGACGGGAUGAUGAUGGACCAGCAGUCCGUCCCGUCCGCCGACUGUUACGCCUCCAGCGAGAACGGCUACAAGAUGGAGGCUCCGGGAGAUGAGUAUUGAGGCGUCCCCUCUGACGGACGACUCCACCUACAAAUAAGUUGUUUCAUCGUGUACUUGGCCUUACUCUGCCGAGGCGUAAUGAUGUCAGGCCUCCUGAUCAGACAUCUAGCUAGCUUUCCUGUAAGUCUGUUGAAAUAUUCCAUUUGGUAUCAUUGCACGCACAGUUGAUGCAUUUAACAGAUUUGAUCUCACUUCAGUGGGAGUUUCCCUGCGUUGCCCAACUAAUCCGUGCCACUAAAUGUAAUCAGAUUACCUUAGUCAUAGGUAUGUUUUUUUUUUUUUUUUUAAACUUGGAAUGAACUUCAAAAGUGAGCUUUAUUUGGAGAUAGGUAGAUUGUGUUGUCUUUUAUUUCCAGAUUUGUAAGCGGUUAGAUUGUAAGUCAUUUGGACCCAGUUACAAAUUUCUGUGUGCGAUUGAAGGAAGUUAAGUAUUGACAGUUUAGGGCUGUUCUGUUCACUCAAUCUGGAGUCAUUUUUUUAAUUCUAUCUGCUGUUUGUAUGUUAGACUUGCAGGGUCCUUUUAAUAAAGAUGUGAAUUGAAAUCAGA